Messenger RNA from Oenanthe melanoleuca, 10073 nucleotides. Its product is annotated as SAP30-binding protein-like. NCBI's taxonomy places the organism in Eukaryota, Metazoa, Chordata, Aves, Passeriformes, Muscicapidae. The coding region runs from base 8095 to 8889 and encodes 264 amino acids. Gene Ontology annotation, cellular component: nucleus. Gene Ontology annotation, biological process: regulation of DNA-templated transcription. The transcript has a single exon. The record is from RefSeq and is a predicted model, not a curated record.
UUAACAUUUUAUUUCUUUACUGGGUUAAACAAGGAGCAGAGAAAACCUCGGCCCCAAAAUACAACAGAACUGAAAGCAUUACAGGUACAGAGACUAUUGAACACAGAGAGUAGUAGGAUAAUAUUUUAAUACAACUGAAUUAUAGCAUGGGAUUGUGUUUUUGUUGGGUUUUUUUUGUUUGUUUUUUGUCAAACCAGUUUGGAAAAUAAAUGUAAUAGGAACUAGUGCAAAAAAGUUCUAAACAUGAAGCACAGUGUAUAAAAUGGCAUAAGAAAACUGUCCCCUCGAGGACACAGUCACUUUCUUAUGACAGAAGGGAGAAAGAGAAACAGAAGGGGGGUGGGAACAGAGGGAGGGUCCAGGAGGCGGAGGAGGAAAAGCUGGAAAGAAAGAGAAACCGGGCCGGGGGAUUAGAAAGGAUACUUUGACUUCAGCAAUGUUGGUUUGUGUUUCACCACCACGCACUGUUCAAGGACCUCGGUGGGGUCGGGCUCUGUCACAUCCACACGGCACAAGCACUUGAGAAGGGUUCGGGCAGCAGCAGCCUGGGCACUGCAGGGGUCGGGUCCCCCCGAGGUCCCCACAGGUCCCCAAAGCCCUGGGACACCAGCACAAGGCAGGGAGCCCCAGCUCGGACACGAGGGGUUGGGUCUCCUCCUGAACACAGCGUUGGCUCCCUCAAGGACCAGCACAUGGAAUUUGCUCCAAUUUCCACCCCCGUGCUCAGACGUUUCCCUUUUGAAGGCAUCCUGAGGCUGUGUCCAAACAGGAGGCUCAGAGGAGCUGCAUUCAGUUUGGGCUGGAAGAAAAAACCAACUCAAACCUCCAUCAGAGCGCUGGCUGGGGAUCCCCAGGAAUUCCUCCCAGGCAUCAGCAUCUCUGAUUCCCACGGGGAAGGUGUCCCUGCAUUCCCAAGGUGUUACAGGAUUCACUCCAGCCUGUUCCCACCACGGAGCCACCCAGCCUCCUGCCCUGGAGAAACUGGCUGGAUGCUAUUUUAAGGAGAGCUGGUUGGAAUUCCUUACAAAUUGCUAUUCUCUCCCAAUCCACUGCUGCCCGUUCCAACUGUGCGAGCAGAAAAAGUGUGAUUGGUAUUUUAUUUUAUUUUAUCUUUUUUUGCAUUGAGAGGAAUGUUACAUUUGUCUUUACAAAUAAAUUGUAAAUCUGUUGGUAGAUAAAGUUAGCACCUAGAGAUAAAAGAAACAAUGGGAGGGAUUACACUGAUUGGUGAGUGGAAAAAGAGAUUUGCCUUUACAAACUGCAGGUUUGCUGGUAAAUGUAAUUGGGUAACAGAAGAUGAAAGAAGCAACAUGGGGGGAAACUAUGAAUUCUACAAGAAUUAAAACUUAAAAGGGAGGGCUGUCCAUUAGAGGAGAAUGUCAGGUGUCAGGCGUUCCGGGAAGUCUGUGCCUCUCGAGUACCUCAGCCAAUGGGGAAAGGGAGAGGGAAAAGCGGCCGGGAAAUCGGGAUAAAAAGGGAGGCUGCGUCCUCCAAAAAUUGGAGAGAUCCCAGGGGAAUGCCCCAUGGCCUCUCCCUUUAUUCGAAUAAAGCAAAAAGGACUCCUCUGUCUCCUUUUUGGACAUAAACCUCUGUUGUUUGUGGAUUAAUUUUCCUUACAAUUUGGGGGCUCUAUCUGGGAUAUUUCCACCGUCGGGGGCAGCAGGCAGCGGUGGAGCUGAAGGCGCCUCACCCAGUUCGGUGAUCAGCUCCCCUGGGUGCCGGCUGGCCCCGGGCGAUCGAUUGGGUUCCCGAGACUGUCCAGGAGACAGACGAGUGGCGGACCAGGGGUCUGUGAAGAGUCCGCAGGGAAGGACCAGUGAAAAUCUCACCGGUGAGUAAAAUGGGAUCCUCGGGGAGCAAACCUGGGAGGGCGCCCAUGGAGGGCAGCACAGGUGAAACAGGACACCCAUGGAGGGUUGGAAGGGUGAAGGCGGGAAAGGGUCCCCGGAGAGUCCCUUGGGGAAAGUGCUGGGGUCUUGGGACAGAUUGUGUAUUCACUCAGAGGUAACUAUGAAAAUUAUGGUAAAAUAUUGUUAUUUUGUGUGGCCAGAGUAUAAGUUGUCAAAGGGGCUUAUUAAGGCCAUGUUAUAUAGAUGCCCUGGGGGGGCAAUAAGGGAAAUCGAGAAGGGGACUCGAUAGUCCAUGGCCUGAGGGGCAAAAACGGGAGUCGAGAGAGGGUCUCGACAGCGGCGGGUGGAUGGAGAGUGUUUGUGCGUUAGAACAGGAUUGAAGAUGAGUGUGUGAUAGAUAUGGGUGAGGCAAUGAGCGGCAGGGCCGGGCACGGAGCUGCGGGACCGAGAACACGGGCUGGGGGCUGUGGGGCAGCCGGGGCUCUGUGCCGGGCUGUGCCUGACCCCGCCACCCCCGGGGAGGGCCGGCAGUGUCCGCUGGCCCCCGUGAUGCUGCCGGCUGUGCUCGCUGGGAGCACCGGUGGGGGAGAAGUGUUUGGACUGCGACAGGACAGGCACAGGCUCUGGUAUACGGUGUGUGAUAAAGAAAAGGAGAACAAAAAUAAAGGAAUAUUUGGGAAAUGCGGAUUAUACAUGGAAGGAUUGGGAUUUUCUUUUGAGAGUUUUGUUUGGGUCAUCGGAGAGACGAAUGGUUUUGUGGGGGGCUGUACCCAAUGCACCUACGGUGGAUGGUGCCGACCCCCAGUGGGACCCAAAUAACCAGGCUAGUCUGGCUCGCCUCCGUGAUUACCGUGCUUAUCUAAUCAGGGCAAUCAAGUCAGCUGCUCCCAAAACUAACAACGUAGCUAAGGCUAUGUCGUUAGAACAGGAGAAACAGGAAAGUCCCUCUCAUUGGUUGGAGAGGAUUAGGGAUGCCUUGAGGAAACAUGGGGGGAUGGAUCCUGAGGGGCCAGCCUUUGACACAUUGCUGAAAGUGCAAUUUGUUACUAAGGCUUGGCCUAAUAUAAGAAAAGGAGUACAAAAAGAUGAAAAGUGGCAAAAUAAGCCUCUGGAAGAAUUGGUUAGAAAAGCACAGCAGAUAUAUGUGAGAAGGGAUGAGGAAAAGGCAAAGGCUAAGGCAAAGAUAAUGGCAGAGUUUUUGCAGCCCCGGAGGAAUAAACCGCAGGGUCCAAGGGGUCCCCCGGGACAGAGGGGACGGGGUCGGCCACAGGGAAGUGGCAGAGGCAUCCCCUCUUCGGCAGGGGAAAGCCAACCCAAACCGCGGCUGGGAAGGAACCAGUGUGCUAUCUGCAGGACAGAAGGGCAUUGGAAAAAUGAGUGUCCGCAGAAACAGCUGGACCCUCAGGAGGAGGAAGUCCAGAGGAUAAUGGAAAUGGAUUGUUAGGGGUGUCAGGCGCUCCUGUUAUAUCAAGGACCCACCAUUCAGGAGCCCUUGAUAACUUUCAAGGUGAGUCCGAAUAAAGAGGAGGUGUGGGUUUUUUUUGGUAGACGCAGGGGCCUCUCGAUCCACCUUAAAUUUUAUACCCAGGGGGAGAAAAUUGUCAAAAAAGAUCUGUCGUUAUUCAAGAAGUGAGCGGAAAGGAUGAGCGAGUGUAUUUUAUUCAACCACUGUUAAUCGAUGUGGGGGACAGGUUUGAACUGCAUGAAUUCCUGUUCUUAAUUGUGAUUGUAAUUUACUGGGAAGAGAUCAGAUGGCUAGAAUGGGAAUGCAAAUUAGUAGUGUAAGAAGUGACACGGAGUCCAAAACUGUAGUAUUUUUGUGUAAAAUAUCUGAGAAAGCUUAUACUGAAAUAAAUCCGGAAGUGUGGGCAGCCCCAGGGAAAUAUGGAAAACUAGAUAUAGAACCUCUCCAAAUUACUUUAAAACAACCGGGACAAGUGGUGUCUAAAAAGCAAUAUCCUAUUUCAAGGGAGGGAAAGAAGGGGUUACAGCCUGUUAUUGAGUCCCUGCUAAAAGCAGGUCUUUUGGAGCCAUGUAUGUCUCCUUAUAAUACCCCUAUCCUGCCGGUUAAGAAACCAGAUGGAACAUAUAAAAUGGUGCAAAAUUUAAGAAUAAUAACUGAAAUUGUCAAACCCAGGCAUCCCACAGUUCCGGAUCCAUAUACAAUCCUAAAUCAGAUCCCUUCUUCACAUCGGUAUUAUUCUGUACUGGAUUUGAAGGAUGCUUUCUGGAGGUGUCCGAUUACAGAAGAUAGUAAACAGUAUUUUGCCUUUAAAUGGGAACAGGAGGAAGGAGGGAAGAUGAUAAAACAACAGUUGAUAUGGACAGUCCUUCCCCAGGGAAAUACAGAGUCACCGGUUUUGUUUGGACAAGCUUUGCAGAAAAUGUUAAGAGAGUUUACUCCACCCUCAGGAGUUAAGCUGUUGCAAUAUGUAGAUAAUUUGCUGUUAUCGGGAGAGCAAGAAAAGGUGGUUAAAGAGGCUACUGUAAAACUGCUUAAUUUCCUUAAAAAAAAAAAAAAAAAUAAAAAGGCUUAGGUGCCCAGAAAGAAAGCUCAGUUAGCAGAAAAAAGGUCAAAUAUUUGGGACACAUUCUGACUGAGGGGUUACGGUGUAUUGAUCCAGAAAGAAUAAAAGGGAUUUUGCAAAUGCCAUUUCCCCAAACUGAAAAGGAGCUACGGCAAUUUUUAGGGUUGGUGGGGUACUGUAGAGCCUGGAUCAGUAUUUUUCUGUUGUAGCUAGACCUUUAUAUAACUUCUUAACCCAAAACAAUCCUAAUGUCGUGGUAUGGACACCGGAAGCAGAGCAAAGCUUCAGAAAAUUAAAAGACAAAUUAGUUAAUGCCCCAGUCUUAGCUCUUCCAGAUGCAGAAAAAGAAUUUCAACUACAUGUGGAUGUUAAACUGGGACAUGCUAAAGGAAUUUUGGUACAAGAACAUGGAGGGACACGAAGACCUGUCGCCUAUUUCUCUAAGUUGUUAGACCCAGUGGCCAGAGGCUGGUCCCGUUGUCUGCAGAACUGUGCAGCCACAGCUCUGAUGGUGGCUGAGGCAAGAAAGCUGACAAGGGGAGGGUAUCUGAUCGUAAAGGUUUCACAUCAGAUUAAAGCUUUGUUAACUGAGAGAGCCUCUAAGUGGAUGACGAGCGCUCGAUUAUUACAGUAUGAAUCUUGUUUAAUGGAACAGGAAGAUUUAGAAUUUAAAAAUGGGGAAAAUUUUAAUCCAGCCUCCUGUUUAAAUGGCCCUGUAGAAAGGGGGAGACAGGAGGAAAGCCAUGAUUGUAUCCAGGUUAUAGAUCUUCAAACUAGAGCUAGGGAAGAUUUGAGAGAAACUCCCUGGCCUGAGGGAGAGAAUGUGUUCAUUGAUGGGUCAAGAGUGAUAAAUGGGAAGCGUUUUACAGGAUACUCUAUCGUGAAUGGGAAACAAUUAAAGGAAGGGGGGAGGUUACCCCCACCUGGUCAGCCCAGACAGCUGAGCUGUAUGCGCUGAUCAGAGCUGUGAGUUACACCGGGAUAAGACAGUGAAUGUUUUUACUAAUUCUAAAUAUGCAUAUGGAGUGAUACACGCAUUUGGGAAACUGUGGGAAGAACGAGGUUUAUUAAAUUGUAGGGAAAAGAUGUUAGCCCAUGAGAACUUAGUCUCUCACCUAUUAGAGGUGGUGAAUUUACCAAAAAGGGUGGCAAUAAUCCACAUUAAGGGGCAUCAGGCAGGGUACUCAGAGGCGGCAAUAAGAAACCGAUUGGCUGAUAAAGAAGCUCGGAAAGCCGCAUUGUUGCCAGAAAUCUCCAAAAUCCUCCCCUUACUCCCAGUAACUGCACCGCUGUCGGACAAACUGUCUUUCCCACCUGAGGAACUUAAGAUAAUUUAAAAAGUGGGCAGAAGAAAGAGGAAAUAAUUGGUUUACAAGGGAUGAGAGGCAGUGGAUCCCAAAAGCUCUGGCCUUGCAAUUGUUAAAACAACUUCAUGGAGUCAUUGGGGCUCUCGAGGGCUGGCAGAAGUCUUCCUAAAAAUGUAUGCUGCUGUGGGUCUUUUUGCCUUGGCAAAAGGAGCUAUUGAGGGUUGUUUGACUUGUGCUAAAACCAAUAACAAAAUUACAAAGAAACUUGCCAGGGGAGGGAGGCCUUGGGCUGUACGUCCUUUCCAGAGAUGGCUAUGAAAGGACAGAAAAUGAUGUCAUUGCAAAACCAAAAAAGACACAAAAACAAGAAAUUAAGACAAUGAUAGCUAAAGUUUGUAAAGACAAUUACUAAAAAUAAAAGAGGAGGGAUUGAGAGGAAUGUUACAUUUGUCUUUACAAAUAAAUUGUAAAUCUGUUGGUAGAUAAAGUUAGCACCUAGAGAUAAAAGAAACAAUGGGAGGGAUUACACUGAUUGGUGAAUGGAAAAAGAGAUUUGCCUUUACAAACUGCAGGUUUGCUGGUAAGUGAAAUUGGGUAACAGAAGAUGAAAGAAGCAACAGGGGGGGAAACUAUGAAUUCUACAAGAAUUAAAAAUUAAAAGGGAGGGUUAUACAUUAGAGGGGAAUGUCAGGUGUCAGGCGUUCCGGGAAGUCUGUGCCUCUCGAGUACCUCAGCCAAUGGGGAAAGAGAGAGGGAAAAGCGGCCGGGAAAUUAGGAUAAAAAGGGAGGCUUCGUCCUCCAAAAAUUCGAGAGAUCCCAGGGGAAUGCCCCAUGGCCUCUCCCUUUAUUCGAAUAAAGCAAAAAGGACUCCUCUGUCUCCUUUUUGGACAUAAACCUCUGUUGUUUGUGGAUUAAUUUUCCUUACAGCCUCAUUUUCUUUUUGGAAAAUGAAAGGUUUUUGUGGGAAAGGACUGUUCUGGAUGCAUUUCUCAAUUUGGAAAAAAAAAAAAUUAAAAAAUUGGUCAUAAUGAUCAAUCUGGCUUGUUUUGACAAGUUUCAAAAUUAAAAAAAAUCACUGUCUGGCUCUUUUUGUCUUUUUGUUUUGCAACUCAGGCAUGUCCAGUUCCCAAAUACAUUUAAAAAUGGUAAAACCAACCCCAAAUUUCAUAAGCCAAACUUAAUUCUUGGGUUUUUUUUUCAGUUUACAACAAGCAGAGUUGUCGACUUUCUGGGCUGAAAAAGGAUCAUCCUGAAGUGCUAAAAAAGCUGGAAACCACUCCUGGCCUGCCUGGAACACAAGUCCUGGAGAUGUGGAGCAGGAAAGGGUGGAGGGACUGGGCUCAGGAACUCACCCAUCUCCUGCCCAGGCUGAAAGGGGCUGAGAGCUUUGAUAAAACCCCAACAACUUUAAAAAUUAAUUAUUCCUUAUUUUUUUAUGAUCCUAAAUUAAAAAUGGUCCAUCCCCCAUCACAGCAUUCCCUCUGCUUCCUUCCUCCUUCCUCACAGAGACAUUCAGGGCUGGGAGGUUACCCAAAGAGCCAGCUGGACCAAGAACACCCAAAAGGAGCUGCGAAAAUCUUUCCAUUCCUGGAAUAAAAUGGACUCAUGGAGGGGGAGCUGGGCAGCUCCAGGGCUGCUGUGAUCCAGGAGGUUCCUUCUGUGGGAGAGGGGAUGAUUUUGGGGUUGUAUGAUGGUGGUACCUCCAGCUGGGAUGCCCAGGAACUAACUUUGGGGUGAAGGAGACCCUUAACAUCCAAGCUGAACACCAGACAUGGCCCUUCCCAACUUUUCCAGCCUAUUUUAAGGGAGAUUUAAGCCCCAGGGAUGGAAAACCUCAGGGAAGCACAAAAAGCUGAUACACAGAAUUCCCUGCUUGUCCUGGGUUACAAUGUAAGAAGUAAACAAAAGGUAGGUGGGGCAGGGUUCUUUAUCUUCUCCAUGACUCAGCCCUGAUAACUCCUCCGGGGAAGCAGCAGCCACUCCGUGGGAGCCAUCUGCACUAAAGGGCCAUCAGCGCCCCCCACAAUGGCUCAGCACCCCAUUGUGAGAUGCUCCACCCCGGGGAGGAACCGAACAGUCCUACCUGGAUAUAACCAGGCUUGGAACACCACAGGAACACCACUGGAUUCCAAGAGGAGUAGAGCUACAAAACCACCACUGGACCUCCGGAGAAGAACCAGAUCUUUCUACAGCAUCACUGCUUCGACAGAACCACAUCCCUCACUCCAACAGGACUGCAUCUAGUGGCACUGCUACCACCACCCUGACAGGGCAUCAGGUUGUAUUCUCACUCUCCGUCCUACUGCCUUGAAUUUUCCUAUUAUAUUGCAGCUCUGACUGGAACCUCCUGCUGUUUGGCCCUCAGGCCAGGCCACUUUUGGUGCUGGGAGCAGGGCACUGCAGGUGAAGAUGGCAGGGGUGCAGCACAGCAGCGCUCUCUCCUUGCUGGCGGCUUACGGCCAGGACUCGGAGCUGGAGUCGGACAGCGAGGACAAAGUGUCCCCUGGGGCAGCCACGGGGCAGAAAGGGGGCCUGGUGUCACCUGGAGAGGAGGGUGGCUUUGCCUGCCUGGAUGGGGAUGAGGAAGAGGAGGGUGGUGGGAACAGCAGGCAGUCAGAUGGAGGUUCACAGACUGAAAAACCUGAGGCUGGUGACCUAAAGGAAUCCCGAGAAGUGGAGGAAAGAGAUCCUCAGGAACUGGUUGCCUCUUUUUCAGACAGAGUGCAGAAUAUGUCUCCAGAUGAGAUCAAAAUCCCUCCUGAACCUCCUGGCAGAUGUUCUAACCAACUGCAGGAUAAAAUUGAGAAGCUGUAUGAGAGGAAAAUGAAAGAGGGCAUGGAUAUGAACAGCAUCAUCCAGAAGAAAAAGGCAUUUCGCAACCCCAGCAUCUACAAAAAGCUGAUCCAGUUUUGUUCCAUUGAUGAAUUUGGUACAAAUUACCCAAAGGACAUGUUUGAUCCUCAUAGCUGGUCAGAGGAUUCAUAUUAUGAGGCACUAGCUAAAGCCCAGAAGAUUGAAAUGAACAAAUGGAAGAAGGCCAAGAAAGAAUGUACAAAGAUUGAGUUUGUGACUGGCACUAAAAAAGGUACAACAACAAGUGCUGCUUCCACAACCACCAAGGCAUCCAGCACUAGUGUGGGAGAUGCCCAGAGGAAGAGGAGGAGGAGCAAGGGACGUGUGUUCAGGAAGGGUCUCAUAGAAUGACUCAGAAAAUUACAUCAUCUCAUUGUGAGCUCCCCUGUCCUGAGGACAGGAACUGAACAAUUCUACCUGGAUAUAAUUGGGCUUGGAACACCACAGGAGCACCACCAGGUUCUCAGAGCUCCAAAACCACCACUGGACCUCCAGAGAAGAACCAGAUCUUUCUACAGCAUCACUGCUUCAACAGAACCACAUCCCUCACUCCAACAGGACUGCAGCCCCUGUUUAAUGGCACUGCUACCACCACCCUGACCACCAGGGUGGCAGGUUGUAUUCUCUGUCAGUCUAAGCCAGUGUUUCUGUCCUACUGCCUUGAAUUUUCCUAUUAAAUUGUAGUUCUGACUGGAAUCUCCUGCUGGUUUGCUUUCAAACUAGUACACUGCCUCGUCAUUUUCUGGCAGAAUAAGGAAUGUUUCUGUCCUUACUUUGUCUCCACCAAGCCCUACAGGCACUCUUUUCCCAGAUGGCAGCAGGAAUGGGAUUGGGAUUAGACACAAGAUGAGAGUAACCUGGGCAAUGGGACCUCACUCGCUUUGGCUCUGUGGAAAUCAUGGAAUGCCAGAGUGGUUUGGGUUGGAAGGGGCCUUCAAGACUAUCCACUUCUAUCCCCUGGCACAGGCAGGGACACUUUCCACUAGCCCAGGUUGCUCCAAGCCCUGUCCAACCUGGCCUUGGACACUCCCAGGAAUGGGGCAGCCACAGCAUUUCCAGGCAAACUCAACAACCCAUCCCAAACCAGCAAGUUUGGUGCCACCAGAGACCAGGAGGCACCUGCAGACUCAGCACUCCAUGGCCUGGCCUCACAGGAUCCUGCCCAGGAGCAGCAGAUACCAGGGAUUUUCCCUUUAUUGCCUUCCUCCAGGCGGCAUCCGAGCAUCUCCUGGCCCCGCCUGCGGCCCUGAGUGGCAGUGAAUGAACUGCCCUGACAUCUCCUCUUGAAGCAAAGCAAAAUGUGUUGAAGAAAAACCAGUUCCAGAUGUUUUCCCAGUGUUGCCAAGUUACUCAACAUGUUCUGCUUUAGUUGUCAGAUGCUUUCAAAGCGAUUUCCCUAACUCUGAGCACGAAUGGUGAGGGCUCUCCCUGGGAAUCUUCUGCCUGGGGCUACCAUGGAUCUGUAUUUUCAUAAGAAAAAGACUCAGCUAAUGAUUAAUGUUCCCCAGAGGAAGCGGGGCCUUUCUUUGGGAUUU